CAAAAACAAUAUUGUUUUCCACAAAAAACUUACAUUAAAAAUGAAAUAUUGUGAUAUUUCUACAAAGUUAAAAAAAAAUUAAUUUUAUUUAAUUGUAAUUAAUUUUAAUUUUUUUUCGUUUGAAGUAAUUUUAAUUUUAUUUUCUACUUUUUUCAAUUUUAAUUAAUUUUAGUUAUUUUUCCAAUGUUAAUUGAUUUCAUAUGAUUCCAAUUAAUUUUAUUUAAUUCGAAUAAAUUUUAUUCUCAAAAAUGACUGAUAAAUCAAAAUCAAUUUUGGCGUUGCAGUAUGCAGCAGCAAUCACAGGUUGCAUAACCGUCACCGGUUACGGCACAAUAAUAUCCUGGAGUUCACCAGCACUACCAUUUCUGGAGAGUUCUGCGUCUCACAUUAAAAUCACACUAAAUCAAAGUUCCUGGAUAGCGUCCCUCUAUCUAAUUGGAUUUAUCAUCGGCUUCAUUCUAAAUCCUCUCGUUGUCGAUCGACUCGGUCGGAAAUGGACCCUAAUACUCUUCGCCCUACCACAAAUAAUAUCAUGGCUUCUAAUAAUUUUUGCCCAAAAUCACCAAACUCUCUACUGUGCACGUCUAAUCGGUGGUGCCGGCUACGGUGGCGGCCUCUGCGCAAUGACCGUCUACAUGACUGAAAUUGGCAACAAAAAUAAUCGUGGAAUAUUUCUCAUACUCAUCCGCCUCUCAAUGGGCCUCGGUUUCUUAUUAACAAUGUUCCUCGGCGCCUACUUUACCUAUCAACAAAUGAAUUUUGUCCUCCUAAUGCUACCAAUAUGUUUUGUCAUCCUAUUCAUCUUUAUGCCCGAUUCAAAAUAUUUUCUUGAAAUAAACCAAAGGAAUGAGCACAAAUUGAAUUCUAUUCGACAAAAAGAGGAAGAGACUGAAAAACUAAAAGUAACUUUAGAUUAUGUUGAACAAAACGAGAAUUCAAAACUAAAUUCCCCUGAGGAGGGAAACAUGAAAAAGGAAAAUUCGCAAAAUUGUGAUACAAGGGAAAUAAUUAUAUGGAAAUUAAUAAAAAAUCCAACAAACAGAAAAGCACUGAUAAUAGUCGUUGCAACCGGUUUACUGAAUAUUCUCUCUGGCCAAGCGGCAAUCGGUGCGUUUGGACAACAAAUACUCAACUACAAAACAACUCCAAUGGAUCCAAAGAAGGCAAUGAUUUUACUAUCUGCCCUGAAUGCAAUAGCCUGUCUAGUUAGUACACAAAUUAUCGAAAAUAUAAAACGUCGCAACAUUUUACUAUUCUCCGGACUUAUCUCCUCACUAUCACUUAUAUCAACCGGCGUUUAUUUCUAUUUCGAAAAAAAUAUUCCACCCGAAAAAAUUUUUGGUUUCUUACCAAUUUUAUUCUUAUCGAUAUAUGACGUCCUAUUGAGUACAGGACCAAGUAAUAUAUUUUAUAUUUAUCAAGGUGAAUUAUUUGCGAAUGAAGUGAAAAGUGUUGCAGUGACUGUUGUAAAAUUUGUGUACAUUAUUUUUGGUUUUCUAACGGUUUAUUAUUUUCAACUAUUGACAAAAUCAGCUGGUAUACAUUGGAUAUUUUUCAUUUUUGGUUUAUGCUGUGGUUUAGGAACGAUAUUAGUUUAUUUAAUGGCACCCGAAUCAAGGGGCAAACAUCUUGAGGAAAUUCAAGAGACUUUAAAAAGACGAUCAUUAUUUUACAGAAUUCAUAAUUGUUUUCAAAAUAAACAUAGCAUUAAUUUCUAAUUGUAAUUCUCUUGUAAUUUUAUUAAAGAUAUUCAAUUUUUUAAUAAAUUUCUAGAUAUUUAUUUAAAGGUCCA
Leptopilina heterotoma is the source of this 1792-nucleotide messenger RNA. Its product is annotated as facilitated trehalose transporter Tret1-2 homolog. The record is from RefSeq and is a predicted model, not a curated record. Lineage: Eukaryota; Metazoa; Arthropoda; Insecta; Hymenoptera; Figitidae. The transcript is spliced from 2 exons. Bases 249 to 1718 code for a protein of 489 amino acids. Gene Ontology annotation, cellular component: membrane. Gene Ontology annotation, molecular function: transmembrane transporter activity. Gene Ontology annotation, biological process: transmembrane transport.